Messenger RNA from Symsagittifera roscoffensis, 1784 nucleotides. Its product is annotated as protein diaphanous homolog 1-like. The transcript has 5 exons. The coding region runs from base 3 to 1550 and encodes 515 amino acids. The record is from RefSeq and is a predicted model, not a curated record. Lineage: Eukaryota; Metazoa; Xenacoelomorpha; Acoela; Convolutidae. Gene Ontology annotation, molecular function: actin binding.
AAAUGCCUUUUGCAUCUAAAACUAUCGGACCUGCCAACCUCUCGCUUCCAGAUCCAACUCAAUGGGAAGACCAUUCUAACAGUUGCUACACACAGGUCCUGCUUCAGCUGUCGGACUUGAGCUUCACCGCACAGGAUGUGUUGCAGCAACUGAUGACGCAAUCAGCAGCAAUUAAGCAGAGAGUGAAGCGAGUUGAAGAAAGGAUCAAACAGGCCGACUCAGAUGUGAGCAAAUUGUACAAAACUCAAAGCGAAGUGAGUUUUCUGAAAGUGAACCGCAGACAAUUGUUCGCUACUGAUGAGUGGGAUUCCAAUCGCAUGACAUUCAUGUCUGCCGAGAACAGACCAGUGGCCAUACAGAACAUGUUACAAGAAUGUGACUUACCACCAGACGUCCACAGAUGGAACAGGGAGGGCGAGGUUUCGCUGACGAAGAAGUACACGGACUCAGAGUUUUUCUUCCGCAUCUGGGUGGAUGAGAUGACGCGCAAGAUGGAGAAGAAAGAUGAGAAGGUGGAUGAAGAAACGGGGACCGUCCCUGAAAGAAGGCCAGAACGUAAAAAACCAAUGACGGCACUGACUCCUGCCGAGAUACGUCUUGAAAGGCUGAACAGAAACAAAGCAGAGGGUGCAUUUGCGACAGAGAGGAGACCGUCAGAAGUGCGGAGGGGAAGCUCAACUCCUAGUGAAUCUGUAAAACCACAUGAUCCAGCACCUCCGAUUAAAAAUCCGAUGCUGCCUCCGAGUCCAACCAACCAGUCUCACUCCCCGGGCCCAGCUUCUCUUGUUCUGGAUCCUAAAAUGUAUCCACGUGUGAAUUCAGUGGCACCACCGCCUCCACAAUCAGAGCCGCCUACGCUUCCUAAAAGGCCAUCAAUGGUAACUACUCGUCCGCCGCCAUCUCCAGUGCCCCCUCCCAAUCCAGGAAUUGGAGUACCUCCGCGACCGCCAAUUAAAGCAACUGUAGUACCUCCGCCACCGCCAAUUAAAGCAACUGUAGUACCUCCGCCACCGCCAAUUAAAGCAACUGUAGUACCUCCGCCACCGCCAAUUAAAGCAACUGGAGUACCCACGCCACCGCCAAUUAAAGCAACUGUAGCACCUCCGCAACCGUCUGUUGCAGGAGGCGGGGUUCCACCACCAUCGCCACCGCCGCCGCCGAAGGUCGGAGGCGGUGGUCCACCACCACCGCCACCACCACCACCUCCUCCCCCGCCUCCAGGUGGAGCAAGCUCAACUCCAAAGCCAUCUGUGUCAAAUGCUGGAGGCAAAAGUCUACUGGAUCAGAUUCAAGGAGGCGUUGAUUUAAAACGUGCCCCGUCAGCAAGUGAGAGCAAACCGAGCAGCGAAGGAGGAAGCAGCGAUUUGCUGUCUCAACUUGCUGGAUUUAACAAAAACAAUUUGAAGAAGAGAACAGCGGAGGAAAUUGCGAAGGAUAAAGAGAAGAAGCCACUUAAGGGAGGUGGGGCUAAUUUUGCAGAUGAGAUCGCGCUUCGAAUCAGAGCAGUGAGGGCGAUGCAAGUGGUUGAAGAUGACGACGAUGAGUGGUGAACGGCGAUAGGUCGCAAAAAAUAUUCACCAAGGUGAACAAAAACUAAUGCUAAUCCAGCUAAUAAUGAAUUGUGUAAUGUGUAUAGUGCUUAAAACUAGCAUUUAUGUCGCGCAAUUUAUGUUUUUAUUGUAAUAUAAGUAGCAUUUAAUUUUUGAAGCAUUUAUGUUUUGUAAAAAAUCUUUGCUUUGUGUAUAAUUGUAAAAAGGAAAUAAUGUAGAAAUAAUCUAUGGUUC